This is a messenger RNA of Cornus florida, 1013 nucleotides long. RefSeq lists its product as uncharacterized. The transcript has 5 exons. The coding region runs from base 129 to 812 and encodes 227 amino acids. Lineage: Eukaryota; Viridiplantae; Streptophyta; Magnoliopsida; Cornales; Cornaceae. The record is from RefSeq and is a predicted model, not a curated record.
UAUAUAUAUAUAUAUAUAUAAUUCAUACAGAAGCAGAUGAGAAUGAGAGGUGCGGGUCUUGAAUGAGAGGUGUAAGAAGAUAAAUACUCCGUAACAGAUUGAUCAAUCAACAUUAGGUGGUACUAGCCAUGGCUGGAGAGACCAAAACUACUGUGGUGAAGGCCAAGCCCAGCAGUCAAGAUGCUUCUUCAUCAAGGGGUAAGACUGAUUCAUCACUCCACAAGAAGAAAGUUGUUGUCAGCUCAACCAAACAGCCCCUUGAUUCAUACCGCAAAUCUACCUCUGUAGUCACAAAAACUGAGGUAAAAGCAAAAUCAACAUCAGCAUCAAUAUCAAGUUCAUCGAAAACCACAGUGACUAAAACUACUACUAAAACAAGAGAGAAGAAAGUUUACACAUUGGCAGGCCAGAAGUAUGAUGUUCCCGAAGAGAGGGAACCACUAAGGAUAUUUUACGAGUCGUUGUCGAAACAGAUACCUUCGAGUGAAAUGGCAGAAUUUUGGUUGAUGGAACAUGGUUUGUUAUCACCUGAAAGAGCAAAAAAAGCAUAUGAAAAGAAGCAAAAGAAGCAAAAACAACUUCGGAUGGGAACUCCUAUUAAAUCUCUCCCGCCGCCGCAACCACCAAGAAAUAAACCUGAGAGUUCAAAAAAGCCACAGCAAAUGUCAAAGAAUGGUGAAGUGAAAGCCAAGAAAAGAAUCAUUAAUGACAGUGAUGAUGAUGAUGAAUUUAUACUGAGUCCUAAAAGGAGGAAAGGAAAAAUGAUAGAUGCGAUGGACUCUUAUGGAUGGAUGGAUUCCAAAUGGAGUUGAGGUUUAAAUAAAUAUUGGCUAUUAUAGUUAAAUUCGGAGGCCAAGGUGUUGGGUUAUUAGGACUUAGUAUUUGCAAACUUUUCAACAAAAUCAGGUGUCUGUAUUGCUCAUUUUAGUUGAGCGUAUUUUUGAAUGUUAGUUUAAUUAGUUAGUUAGUGUACCUUUGAUCCAUGGACUAUGAAGACAGUAUUUGAAGUUUAA